AACACAUUCCACGCAUUCUGCAAUACAUAGUUAAUUAGCAUUAAUGGCCUAUGAGGAUCAAACUUUCAGCCGCAGUGGGCCUUCACAUCUCACCGCCGUUGAUUGGAGCAACUUGAACCACAAAAGGUCAGUGUUAGCCAGCUUGGUCCAGGGAGUUUACACCUUGCAACAUGACCAACGACAUAACCGGAAAUACCCAUACGCCCUGGCCCAUCCGUGGUGGGACUCUUUCAACUUCCAAGUCUACCAACGCCUCGUAGACAACAAUGACGGCUCGAUUUUUGGGGUGGUCUUCAGGUUACUAAGCUCCUGCCACCAAACCGGCGGGCCACCGCAAUACGUGAUUGCAUUCCGCGGCACGAUCAUGAAGCCGGAAAACUGGGAAGAGGACGUCAAGCUGAACGUGAAAGUCGUCCUCAACCGCAUCCAGAAGAGCAAUCGUUUUCGGACAGCGCUAGAAGCAGCCACCCAGGCGAUCCAGAUAGAGCACAAAUGCGUCUGGCUGGUAGGGCAUUCCCUGGGAUCGUCGCUAGCACUGGCGGUCGGGCGGGAAAUAGUGAAGAAAUUCAAAGUCCGUCUCGAGACGUACUUGUUUAACCCGCCCUUUAUCUCUCUGCCGAUCGAGCGAAUCAAGAACAACAAGGUGAAGACUGGGAUUAGGUAUCUCACCAGUUUCGUGACUGCUGGCUUAACUCAGUUAACUGCUGCUGCUGCUGUUGCGGUUACUACUGAGACUAGUAAAAAGGACUAUUUUGCAAUGCUGUCAACAUGGGUCCCGUAUGUAUUUAUCAACCGGGCGGAUCCAAUAUGCUCGGAAUAUGCUGGGUAUUUUAAGAACAGGGAGUCAAUGGAGGCGAUCGGGGCGGGGAAGAUUGUGAGGAUUGCCACCAAAAGAUCCGUUUUGAGCAUGUUUUCGUCGCAUGAACCGCUACAUCUUCUUCCUUGUGCUCAUAUCACUCUCAACGUUACGGCGGCGACAAGGUUUAAGGAGGCUCAUGGGAUUUGCAAAGAGUGGCUUAAGUUUAAGGAGGCUCAUGGGAUUGACCAAUGGUGGAGGCGUGAUUUGAAGGUGGAGUGCAAGCAAUACCAAUACAAAUAACCUCACACCCAAUUAAUUAUAAAUUGUUUUGCUUAAUUAAUUGUAUGCGACACACCAGCAUUAUCAGACAUUCUAUACUCUUUUCCUCCCGCAAUACAUUUGACUUGAUGCGGGUUUAAAAAAAUGUAAAAGAAAAUGAGUUUAAAAAAUUAGUAAAAUAAAAGUUUAAUUUUUAUUCA
Molecule: messenger RNA, 1278 nt
Organism: Salvia splendens (bonfire salvia)
Lineage: Eukaryota; Viridiplantae; Streptophyta; Magnoliopsida; Lamiales; Lamiaceae
Product: GDSL esterase/lipase At4g10955
Exons: 3
Coding region: 44-1099 (351 amino acids)
Source: RefSeq, a predicted model, not a curated record